GUCGGUCGGCUAGAGCGCCCCCCGCGCUCGGCCCGCCACGCCACGCCCCGCCCCGCCCCAGCCCAACCUCCCAACAUGGCGCAGUCGGUGAACAUCACGGAGCUGUCGCUGCCGCAGCUGGAGCUGCUCAAGAACCAGCUGGACCAGGAGGUGGAGUUUCUGUCCUCGUCCAUCGCGCAGCUCAAGGUGGUUCAGACCAAGUAUGUGGAGGCCAAGGAGUGUCUGAACGUGCUGAACAAGAGCAAUGAGGGGAAAGACUUACUCGUCCCAUUGACCAGUUCUAUGUAUGUUCCUGGGAAGCUACAUGAUGUGGAGCAUGUUCUGAUUGACGUAGGAACCGGCUACUAUGUGGAGAAGUCGGCAGAUGAUGCUAAAGACUUCUUCAAGAGGAAGAUUGACUUCCUCACUAAGCAGAUGGAGAAAAUCCAGCCAGCUCUUCAGGAGAAGCACGCCAUGAAGCAGGCUAUCAUGGAGAUGAUGAGCCAGAAGAUUCAGCAACUCACGGCGCUGGGGGCGUCCCAGGCGGCGGCAGCCAAAGCCUGAGGGGGGGGCGGGGGAUGGGGCCGAGGGGCGUGUACGGAAUCUCGCAAUAAAUACGCCCGCCGGGACCAGU
Monodelphis domestica (gray short-tailed opossum) is the source of this 613-nucleotide messenger RNA. RefSeq names its product prefoldin subunit 5 (gene PFDN5). The record is from RefSeq and is a predicted model, not a curated record. Gene Ontology annotation, cellular component: cytoplasm; prefoldin complex. Gene Ontology annotation, biological process: RNA polymerase III assembly; RNA polymerase II core complex assembly; RNA polymerase I assembly. Lineage: Eukaryota; Metazoa; Chordata; Mammalia; Didelphimorphia; Didelphidae.